AUGCUUGGUAGAAUUUUUUUCUUUACAUCGUGUGCCUCGGUGCUUGCGGGCACAGCGUAUGUUGUCGGCAUCGCCCUCAGCCCUCCUCCUUCCUACACAGUGAACAACCGGCAGCGGCUUGAACGGUACAACGCCCUGUCGCACGAAAACGCCUAUGAAAAACAGACGCGCGGGCAGGAAUUUUAUCUUGGCAUCAGUCGCUGGCGGCGUCGCAUGCUGCGGGAUGAAGGUUUAGUGCAUGGCCGUGUCCUGGAAGUAGGCGCGGGUUGUGGUGGUAAUGUGAAUUACUACGAAGCACUGUUGCGCGCGCCGUCAACGGUGCAGUUGCAGGAGGCGAAUGCGGGGGGAACAGCCAUGGAGUCGAGUCAAACCCAAGCCCCAGUGGUGGAAAUCGUGAUGAGUGAUCGAUCCUCAGGUAUGGUGGAGUCGACCAUCCGGCAAAUCCAGCAACGCUACGGUUACACCCCCUAUCGCUACCCUGACUAUGACGUUGCUGGCAUUCUGGCCACGGUGGAAAAAAAUGCUGCAGCACUACGCAGUGGCGGGGGUGUGAUCAAGCGUAAGAUUAUCCAUGGUGAUGGUUCUGUGGUGGAGGUUCUUUCCACGCCGCUAAACGACGGCGGGGACGCAUUUGCGGAUGGUACAGUGGCCCCCAUUCUGCAGGGUGCUCUUCCUGGCAAUCAGCUUCACCUGUUGGAUCAGAGCGGUCAAGAAGAACUAAACCGGCGGGAGGCAGAAAAAUGCAUGAAACAGAGUUUGGUGGAUGGGAGAGCCACGAAUGAAUCAAUCUUUGCAGUGGCAAAUUACGCAGCGGAGCAAAUGCCUUUUUCAGACAACAGUUUUGACACCGUAGUGGAUAUGUUUGGUCUCUGUAGCUUUGACGACCCGGUGCGCGCGCUGCGUGAGAUGUCGCGGGUGUGUAAGCCAAGUGGAAAUAUUCUUUUACUCGAACACGGCAAAGGGCGGUGGUUGCGCAUUAACGACUACCUUGACAAGUGGGCCCCGCGACACGCGAAAAACUGGGGAUGCUGGUGGAAUCGUGAUAUCAGACGGUAUUUGCGUCUUGCAGGGCUCACAGUGGUGAAGGUGGAGGAAAAACACUUUGGGACCUCGCUAUACAUCGUAGCCAAGCCGUUCAAGUCGAUGGAUGAAUGGGACGCCUACAAUAGCAAGCUUGCAAUGAACUGA
Molecule: messenger RNA, 1188 nt
Organism: Trypanosoma rangeli
Lineage: Eukaryota; Euglenozoa; Kinetoplastea; Trypanosomatida; Trypanosomatidae
Product: methyltransferase
Exons: 1
Coding region: 1-1188 (395 amino acids)
Source: RefSeq, a predicted model, not a curated record